ACUAAGUGGACUUUUGGAAAGCAAAUUAAAUACUUCAAAGAAACAUGGUGGAUUUCUACUACUUACCUGGUUCUGCACCUUGUCGUUCAGUGCUUCUGACUGCCAAGAGCCUUGAUAUUGAACUGAAUAAGAAAUUAUUGAACUUGCAAGCUGGUGAACAUUUGAAUCCGGGAUUCUUGAAAAUCGUCAAUCAGCGACUAUACUUUGAUAUGGGCACUCUAUACAAAUCAUUCGCCGACUACUAUUACCCACAGAUCUUCGCUAAACAACCCGCUGAUCCUGAAUUGUAUAAAAAGAUAGAAACUGCUUUUGAUUUCUUGAACACAUUCCUAGAAGGCAACAAAUAUGUGGCUGGUGAUAAAUUGACCGUAGCUGAUUUAGCAAUUCUCUCUACGGUUUCCACAUUCGACGGCGCUGGUUUUGAUAUCAGCAAGUACCCUAAUGUUGCUAAAUGGUACGAAACUGCAAAGAAACUACCUGGAUGGGAAGAGAACUGGGAAGGUGUUUUGGAAUUCAAGAAAUUUUUCGAUUAGGCAGUUUGUUAACAUAGUGUUAAGACUUAGA
Rhagoletis pomonella (apple maggot) is the source of this 564-nucleotide messenger RNA. RefSeq names its product glutathione S-transferase 1-1-like. Gene Ontology annotation, biological process: glutathione metabolic process. The transcript has a single exon. Lineage: Eukaryota; Metazoa; Arthropoda; Insecta; Diptera; Tephritidae. The record is from RefSeq and is a predicted model, not a curated record. Gene Ontology annotation, molecular function: glutathione transferase activity. Bases 45 to 533 code for a protein of 162 amino acids.